Molecule: messenger RNA, 775 nt
Organism: Ceraceosorus guamensis
Lineage: Eukaryota; Fungi; Basidiomycota; Exobasidiomycetes; Ceraceosorales; Ceraceosoraceae
Exons: 1
Coding region: 218-691 (157 amino acids)
Source: RefSeq, a predicted model, not a curated record
ACAUAGCGUGCACACCUGAAGGGCCCGGGCUCCUGCACGGACUUUUCGCUCGAGGUGCCCCCCACGCAGUAAAGGGUCGCACGACUCGACCAAAUACAUGGCUCGACGUCGCUCUACAUCUUCCUAGAGUCACAAGAAUGACUGCGGGACUUGACUGUACGACUACCUCGCCAGCCUGCGCGCUUUUCAAGCCAGGAGAACGACACCAACCGUCUUCAUGAAUCGGGAAGUAAUGAAGCGACAUGGGACUCACCAUCAGGUGCAUUCGCAUUCUCUGAAGUGGCGAGCGAAGUCACGGAGCCCCUCUUGGACUGAGGAGCUGGAUUGGCCAUUUUGUCGUGGGUUUCUCGAGCGCGUACGGUCCGGCGAAGAUCAGAAGCUUUUGAGUCCGAAGCGGAACGCAAGAAUGUCGAUGGGCAGCAGCGGUCAGCUGAUGGUUCACAGACUGAGUCGAAUUGGGAUUGGAGUAAAACGCUGCGCAAGCGGGCGAACGAGGUGUGAAGAUCAGGGUGCUAUCGGCUUGGCGAUGAGUCGUGAAGCGACCAAAGAAUUGAACGUGAUACGCAGGCUGAAAGGCUUGAUAGCGCUACGAAUGAUGACGAACGUGGGUGAUCAGGAGGGUGGUAGCUGGAGGGUCAGAAGAUGGACAUUCAAACUGCAAGGCUCAGUAACAGUCGUGAGUCAGGUUUGAGGUUUGCUACGUGCCACGCACUACACAAGGCGCACCCUGCGUUUUGUGACGCGCUUAGGUGUCGUGCCCACCCGCGUUUCCACU